Molecule: messenger RNA, 465 nt
Organism: Penicillium canariense
Lineage: Eukaryota; Fungi; Ascomycota; Eurotiomycetes; Eurotiales; Aspergillaceae
Exons: 2
Coding region: 1-465 (154 amino acids)
Source: RefSeq, a predicted model, not a curated record
AUGAAGUUUACAGCUAUCGCUUCUGUUCUUCUGGCUGCCAGCUCGGCAUUCGCCGCGCCUUCAAAUGCCAAGCGCUCCACCUCUCUUCAAAUCACCGAUUUUCAGGCUAGUGCUGCUGAUCCGGACAGUGCUUCCAUGCACUUUGUCCUCACGGAUCCCAACUAUCCUGACGAUACUCCCACUGACUGCAACUUGAUUUGGUCUUACGGCAGCCUGCCAAAGGAGGGGGCGCGGUGCAACAACGGGGAGUACUACAUUAAGUUCCCCCAGGGUGCUCCCGACUUCAAUCUUUUCACUUUGGAACUCCAACGAGUAAGCGGUUCGAUCCCAGAGGAUGGCCAAAUCCUACUGAGUUCAAACGCCAACGGAGGCGCUCCCGGAACCAAAUGGAUCUGUGUGAACAACCCUGUUGAGCAUGUCAAGAUUCGCUGCCACUACGAGGGCACUCUUGAUAUCGAAGUUUGA